AUAGGGCUCAGGCAGAUAAAGUUCAGGAGGCGUGAACUACAAUCCCCGUGAUGCAUCAUACCCAAUGCAAACGCAGAGUAGACCACUACUAAGAUAACACUAGGGGGAAUCCGACGCAAUUGCGUUUAUAUCGCUACACUCUCUUGUAGGAACUCGAAGCAAAGAAAUGAUACAAAACUAUUCCUGAACUUAAUAAACCCUUACGGAGAUUUUAAAAUACAGAUAGGAAAAGGAUCAAUAAACAUUCAUCGCAUACUUUCCCCCCCCCCGCGACGGAAGGAUGGGCUGGUCGAGAAUCACAUGUUCCGAGUUUCCUGGGUGGAGCAACCGGGGAGGGAGGAGAGUUUUUAGAACUACUGUAGGACGGGAAACCGGAAGUAGCAGUGAAUGGGGUAAUGGCGAUCUUCAGUGUGUAUGUGGUGAACAAGGCCGGCGGCCUUAUCUACCAACUGGACAACUACGCGCCUCGAGCCGAGGCUGAGAAAACCUUCAGCUAUCCGCUCGACCUGUUACUUAAGCUACACGACGAGCGCGUUCUCGUUGCCUUUGGCCAACGGGACGGCAUCCGGGUGGGCCAUGCAGUUCUCUCCAUCAAUGGCGUGGACGUGAAUGGCAAGUACACUGCAGAAGGGAGGGAGGUGCUGGAAUACCUUGGCAACCCGGCCAACUACCCCGUGUCCAUCCGCUUCGGACGACCCCGCCUCACGUCCAACGAAAAGCUGAUGCUGGCUUCUAUGUUCCACUCGCUUUUUGCCAUAGGCUCCCAGCUGUCUCCAGAGCAAGGGAGUUCUGGCAUCGAGAUGCUCGAGACAGACACCUUCAAACUCCACUGCUUCCAGACACUGACAGGUAUCAAAUUUGUAGUACUGGCAGAUCCUCGACAGGGGGGGAUUGAUUCUCUUUUGCGGAAGAUUUAUGAGAUUUACUCAGACUUUGCCCUCAAGAACCCAUUCUACUCUUUGGAGAUGCCCAUCAGGUGUGAACUAUUUGACCAGAACCUGAAGCUAGCCCUGGAAGUGGCUGAGAAAGCUGGGACCUUUGGGCCAGGAUCUUAGUCUCUCCAGCAAAGACCAAAGCUUCUGACCAACCCAGCCAUUUUACUAGGGUAAAGAUCCAAAUAUCUAUGUUAGAGCACAUCAAGAAGAGUGAACUCUGAACAAGAGAAGGUGGUGCAGUACUUUUGGGAACCAACUUUUCAGAGUACCAUCUCCCCUCUUUCCUGUAUAUAAUGGUCCUACCUCUCCAAGGUUGUACAGAUCUAUUUAUGGAAGGAAGGAGACCUGAUUGAAGAUGCUGUAAUAAACAUUCCUGUGAACCCUGGGAUAACUGGUUUCCUCUGCUGGGGCUGCUAAAAAUCAUUAGCUGGCAACAAGGCAGGCUGAGGAGAAUAUUAGAAAGAAAUAAGAGGGGGGGAGAAGACAAGAGAGAAGCAACAUGGGCCAAUUGAGUGACCCAAGACCUAGUAUCUAAUCCUGAUUUUGGGACUAACCAGCUACAUAAAUUAGGUGAGAGCCUCAACUUCUGGUGAACUCAUUAACCCCCUAGACUCUAGCAUUGGAAGGGGGCUAAGAAAUCCGAUCCAACAUUCAUUUCUACAGCAUUGAAACAGAGGACCUGUUGCCUAUGGGAUGGACCAGAGGGUCAAGGAAGUCCUUUCCAAAUCACAUUCUAUAUGACUUGUAAUAUUCCUAGCCUUCUCAAAGACCUCCCUGGAGGAGGAAUUUUCUACUUUGCUAUGGUCACUCUUGGCCAGCUCUAAAUAUCAUUCCUUGUGUAGAACAGGAACAAUCCAUCCAUAGAAAGUAUAAAAGCUGAGGCAGCUGGGUAGCUCAGUGGAUUGAGAGCCAGGCCUAGAGACAGGAGGUCCUAGGUUCAAAUCUGGCC
Molecule: messenger RNA, 1884 nt
Organism: Gracilinanus agilis (Agile Gracile Mouse Opossum)
Lineage: Eukaryota; Metazoa; Chordata; Mammalia; Didelphimorphia; Didelphidae
Gene: TRAPPC4
Product: trafficking protein particle complex subunit 4
Exons: 5
Coding region: 396-1055 (219 amino acids)
Biological process (GO): endoplasmic reticulum to Golgi vesicle-mediated transport
Cellular component (GO): TRAPP complex
Source: RefSeq, a predicted model, not a curated record